Saccharomyces cerevisiae S288C is the source of this 2592-nucleotide messenger RNA. RefSeq names its product Oaf3p (gene OAF3). Bases 1 to 2592 code for a protein of 863 amino acids. The transcript has a single exon. Gene Ontology annotation, cellular component: cytoplasm; nucleus; mitochondrion. NCBI's taxonomy places the organism in Eukaryota, Fungi, Ascomycota, Saccharomycetes, Saccharomycetales, Saccharomycetaceae. Gene Ontology annotation, molecular function: DNA-binding transcription factor activity, RNA polymerase II-specific; zinc ion binding. The record is from RefSeq and is marked reviewed. Gene Ontology annotation, biological process: regulation of DNA-templated transcription.
AUGGGAUAUGACUCCCAAGUUAGGACAAAAAAACGACAUCGAAUUACUGUAGUAUGCACAAAUUGCAAAAAAAGGAAAAGUAAGUGCGAUCGAACGAAACCAUGUGGAACAUGUGUACGACUGGGAGAUGUGGACAGCUGUGUCUAUCUCACCGAUAGCUCUGGACAACCUGAAAGCAGUCCUUCAUUGAAUGAUGCUGACCCUCUGAGGAAACAAUCAACUCCUGCGGAACGAAUAAGUCCAGGUUUCAUUAAGAAAAGAAGAUCGUCACAGACAAGACAAGACGAAGAUCACUGGCAAAGAGUACGAGAACUUGAAAAUCAAUCAUCACUUUAUUAUCUACCAAUUCAUGAAGAAACUCCAUUUUUUAUUGACCUCAUCCCUAAUGGGUUUUAUUUAGAGACCAAAAGGUCUGCUGAUAAUUUAUUUGGUCUGUUCACGGAUAGAGCAAUUGAAAAUCGCGACCCCUAUCUCCAAGCAAUGGUAACAUUUAGAAGUAUCGCAAUCAAAAAAAUGAUGGAUAAAUUGGGAAGCAACGGCAAUAAUGUGAAAAAUGGAAGCUUGCCUAAAUCUUUCGAAGCUUUAUCCACUUUCGAUGCUGAUGACGAACGCCACAUUAGCGAUGAUGUUGUUGGUAAGGGCAAUAACUUCCGCAUGCAUCAGACUAUUCACAAAUCAUUGUUUAACAAAUUCGCUCAAUACAGAGAAAAUAAUGCUAAAAAAUUCAGCUCAGAAACUAUAUUAGCAAAGGAUUAUUUGCCUCCUUUAAAAAUACUUGAAAGUGAGGUUUUAGCACUUUUUGAAGAAAAAAUUUACAAUAUGAUACCGAUUUUCGAUAUGAAAGUUUUGCGUCAUGAAAUAACGAUAUUUUAUCAAAAUAUAGUCGAGAAAGGGAAUCCAAUUUCUAUAAAACACUACGAUCAUAUGGUUUUCUGCAUAAUCUUGUUGAUUAUUAAAAUAUGCCGACUUUCUGUCCAGUUUUCGAAGCUAACUCCAUAUAUAUACCCGGUUCUUCAAGAAAUUGAUACCUCUAAGUUUUUGGCUCUUGUUAAACACUAUUUGUUCGAGACGAAGGUCCUCAGAAAAUGUAAUUUAUUACAGUUGCAAUGUCUCAUAUUACUAAGGUUCUUGCACUGGUGUGCCCCUGAAGAUGGCGAUGGACCCGAAACUCAAUAUUGUCAAAUCUUAAUGGGGACAAUAAUAUCAUCAUGUAAAGAAAUGGGCAUUAACUGGUAUUGCUUCUCUCAUCCAGAAAAAUAUUCAUUUAAAAUAAACCGACAUACGAGGCCUUCAUACGAUAUAAUGAAACCUAGCGAUUACAUUUCAGUUUUCAGAAAGAUAUGGAGUUAUGUUUUAUUUUGGGACAGGAAGAUGUGUUUUAUUAGCGGUGAAGAAUGUCAAAUUGGGAAAACCUUGCAGUGCCAUUUCAAAGAAGAAGCAGAUACACCCACAUGGUAUAUACGAAUGUUAACCCUGGAUAACUUGAUGAAAAAGAUAAACGAUACGUUGAACGAUGAUCCAGGAAAGGUAGAUUUGAACUUGUUGCACCGACUAAUAAAUGAUUUAAAAAGAAACUUUCAUAUUUUAAAAAGCCUGUCGAAAAACGAAAAAGAAACAAUGCGUCAUUUUGAUUUCGAAAUGGAAUGGAUAAUAGAUUUAUUCUCACUAAGUUUGCUGCACGGAGAAAUGAUCUUUUAUGAAUAUGACUGCAAUAUUACAAAAUUUUAUAAGAGUUUCCAAGAUUUGUGGGAUAUGGUCAUUCAUAUCUCAGAGAAGUGCUACAAUUACUUUUUUAACAGUGAUGCCUUAGAGGUGGAUUCAUUGACAAAGUUUUAUACCAAUAGAAUCGUGGAAAUUGUCGCAAACAAAGUUUUGGUCAUUGUUCCGGCAUUCAUUCUCAGAGGAGACCGCUUCAAAACAAUUCAGUACGCCGACAAGAAGAAAAUGAUAGAAUUUCUUUACGGGGUCUCGUCUGUGUAUUUUAACGAAUUUGGCUUUGAGUACUAUCGUUGUUUUAGAAAAAUGUUCACCGCUAAAAUUGCCUACAAGAUCUUGAAUCGCUCAUGUGAAAAAGAUGCAUGGAGAAUUAUUUUAAAAUUUUUGCUGAAUGAAUUGAAACUAGAAGAUAACGGUGAUAGUUAUAUAGAUUACAACGAUAUGAGAUUAAAUGACAUCUGUCCAAUAAUACUAGAAUUUCAGGAGACAGUACAAAAAUAUGAUGGGUAUAGGCCAGAUAUUCUAAGUAUAUGGAACAAUGAGUUUUAUCCCAUAGGUAAAUACAACGAUGAUAUGACAGGAUUUAAGUUUCAAAUGCGCAUAAAGGAAAUGCAAGAAUUCUUGGAUAUGGAGAAAUAUUCCGACAGGUUUAAUAUUUUUUCAUCCUUUUAUGAUCACGCCAGUUCACAAUUAGCUAAACAUACUGAAGUUGAUACCAACAUAAGCAUUACGAAUGAACAAGUAGCUGAAAUUCCGCAAAAAGAACUACUACAACAACCUUUAGCACCCGCUUUGCCUGUUAAUGAUUUAAUUGUCUCAGAGUUUGACGUGAUUGAAGAUAUUUUUGAUCCUGUGGAUUUCGUAUCAUUUUUUUAA